AAUAUAGUACACGAGGGUCAUAUGGGCAUAGAUCGAUGCAAGCGGCGCGCGAGACAAGUGAUGUACUGGCCUAACAUGUCACGUGAUAUCGAGCUCAUGGUGAGACGAUGUGCUAGCUGCCAGGAGUGCUCAAACGCCCCGCCUAAGGAGCCGCUAUUACCCAUUGCUAUCCCUAAACUUCCGUGGGAAAAAGUUGGUGCAGAUAUUUUCGAAAUUAGAAAAAAGUAUUUCCUAGUUUUGGUGGAUUAUUAUUCAAACUAUGUUGAAGUAUGCAGUUUACCAAACAUUUCCUCCAACAUUGUGAUAACAAACGUAAAGGAAAUAUUUGCACGUCACGGAAUACCCGAGACUUUCAUUACAGAUAAUGGGACCCAAUUUAGCAGUCGCGAAUUCAAAGUAUUUACCAAAAAUUGGGAUUUUAAUCACGUAACAUCAUCGCCAAAUUAUGCCCAGGCGAAUGGGAAGAGUGAACGAGCAGUUCAAACGGUGAAAUCAAUGCUAAAAAAAUCAAUUUUAAGUGAUGGCGAUUUUUAUUUAGCACUUUUAAACUAUCGGAAUACGCCCCGAGACGGUUUGAGCUCCCCUGCGCAACUUUUGAUGAGUCGCAGAUUAAGGUGUAAACUACCAGUUCACCCAGAGUUAUUAAAGCCGCAACCUGUUGACUCAUCUGAACACGACACAAUGUUACUUAAUCAGCAUAAGGCAAAAGUAAGGUAUGACAUACAUUGUAAAGAGUUACCUCCACUUAACAUAGGUGAUGACGUAGUAUGUGUAGAAGGAAAGGCUAGGACUCGUGCCACCGUGGUGGGUAAAGCCGCGACUCCUCGAUCGUACAUAGUUCAGAAUAAGGUGGGAGGUAAAUUCCGACGCAAUCGUCGUCACCUGAUAAAAUGUAUGGUGAGUGAUGAGCCGGAGUCCUCGAAGUCCGAGCCGCUGCAGCCAUCAGCUGACUGCGGGGACGAGUUCAAGGACGCCUGCGAAGAUGUGGGUCACUUGGGAACAUGCGAAAACCAGCCUUAUGAUAACGCCCAUAGGGCAGGUAAUCAACAAGCGCAUGCUUCCGAUGGGCCGACAAUUAUAAUGACGCGUAGAAAGGCAAAAUUAUUAGCCGAAAAUCAAUUUAAGACAGAAAAUAUGUAA
Messenger RNA from Cydia pomonella (codling moth), 1140 nucleotides. RefSeq lists its product as uncharacterized. Gene Ontology annotation, molecular function: nucleic acid binding. The coding region runs from base 22 to 1140 and encodes 372 amino acids. The transcript has a single exon. Gene Ontology annotation, biological process: DNA integration. The record is from RefSeq and is a predicted model, not a curated record. Lineage: Eukaryota; Metazoa; Arthropoda; Insecta; Lepidoptera; Tortricidae.